CUCAAUGUUCCGGGAGACCAUGCUUCCAGUGACCACCGGUGACCCUGACAUGGACAGGCGUUAGAAGGCCACCCGAAUCCGGUAUUGAUCCGGGAUCCUCCUCUAUCGAGUCUGCUUCUCUGCCUGGGACCGCGACUCGAAACCUCAUUCAAAGCAGUCGUGGAGCCCUAACGCGCAGCAAGCCACAAGGCCAAGAUGAGAGACACGGAAAGAGCAAAAACCAGAGCUGCAUUGCCCGCAUCACGACUCGACCAUCUGCACUGUCGUAACUUGCCGUCACGGACGCUGUGCAGUGUCUUCUUUGAGCCUGUGCAAUGUGCAAACACCGCGGUGACCACCCUGCACGUUAACACCCAAUUCUUAUAAGAAACAUCGUCGCUUUUCCUGUCCACAUUGUAUUGUAGGGUACUAAUUUAUCCACACAGCACUUCUGCAUCACUUUAACUGGUCCCCUGCUUUCUUAACUGGCACGCGAACAGGUGCAGUGCGUGCAACUGCAUGACAAGAAAGCUCCUUCAGACAGGCUUGUCUUUAAUCUUAAGGCCUACAUUUUUUAACACAGUACGUCCUUUAGCCAUCGAACACAAACGCAUUGUACAAGUUACAGCCGUGAACUUCCACGACUGUAACUUAAGAGCUUGUUCUUUUUGUCGCUUAUUCCUCGAAACUGUGUUUGCUAAGAUUCGCACGAGUUGUUACAGCGAAUGAUAAUGAAAGGAGGCCUGAAUAUAGUUGAAAAAAAACGAAGUGAGCUCAUAAUGUUAGCUCAGUUUAAGAACAUUUGUUUAUCCCUUGCUUUAACUUGAAGAACGUUUGACGACGAUGUGUUGAAGUUAACAUCGCUUUCUUGAACGCGCGAAUGAAGAGACACACAAUACCCGAGCAAGGUGGAAGCCUAAAGGUCACUUAUAUGAAUGUCUCGAUUAUCUGACACCUCUCGUAUUGAAAUCCUGACCACUGCUUUUCGCGUUUGAUUGCAGUGAAAUUAAUUUAAUGCUUCAUUACAAUAAUAGAUGACGCUGUGAUAUAUGCGAAAAGGCCGUGUACAGUUCAUGGACAAAAUUGUCGCGCCUUUGGCGGCCCGCAACGUGGCUUUCUUUUGAAAUUUCAACGUUUUUGAGCGCGCUUGCAACGUAUCUACUAGCUACUCUUAGAAGUUUGAAACUCUGGGAAACAAGAAAAAGUUAUGACUGUCGUAAAGUUUCACUGAGCGCAACGAAGAUUUAUUUCGGAAGAAAAUCGAAGCACGUGAAGUCGUUUGUUGACUGGGUACAUUGGUUCAGGAACGGGAAGCAUGUACCGACAUCACGUAAACGUAAUUGCACUUUGGCAACCAUUUGAAAGUGACAGCGUCCAGGACAGACAUAUCAGUCAAAGAACAAAAGCUCAAGCUAGAAGUGCUUCGUGAUACAGCUCGUCACCAAGGGCAAGCAAGGCUCAAGAAAUCCAGUCCUCAUUGUGUUCAAUCCACGGGCUACUCUGUGUGCGUGUGUGUGUUCAAGACUGUGCGCAUGCCUGCUUUUCAUAAGGGAAGACAUGGGCUGUAACCUAAACCAGUGGGUCUAAUUCGUCUUUGUUCGUGCCAGUUUCCCGGCGAGAGAUCACCACGAGCGACCCGACAUCAAUCAGUAUUUUAAGAGUGUCUCCUGGUCCGAAGGACUGCCCGGAACUCUACUUGCGUGUUUCGAUCGCACUGCGAGCUCAUCGACAAGGAAGUAGACCUAAAACAGCCGGAAUGCAUAGACACUAUGACAUACUGUGUUGUGAGCGAUCUGCGCCGUUCUCCUGUUGGGAACAUUGAGUUGAACUCCCAGUUUAACUGACAAAGGCAUCGGCUUCCGCUCUGACGAAAUGCAUCAGUGUUUGCCCAAGUGAAUCCACAGGCUCUCACUUAAGCCACGCUGAGGACUUCGGGCUGCAGUUCCACUGCGGCGCGUUCCUUUCAAUCUCGCAAGACCGAACGUGAAACGUGCGAAGUGUUCGGGUCUCCUUCUUGUGGUUGUUCACCCACGAGAUGACCACAACGGGACUCAUGGCGGAGGCUAUUCAACUUCUUCUCCUGUCCCCGCUGUCCACCUUCUCCGUGCUCGUGUGGCUGGCAGCGCUGCUGCUACACGCCCUCUCGCCGCGCCUGGAGCCCCGCGGAUCGAGACCUCGGCUGGUCGCACGCGAGUCGGACUUCUCCCGCUUCCUGGCCACGGCGAUUCCUGCGCUGACGCAGGCCUACGCGCCGCCGGCUUGGGCACGGCACCCGACCAUUCAGUCGCUGCUUGCGGCUACAGUGCUGCGGCGAUCCACGGAGGUGCCCUUCUUCAGGACACAUUUGCAGCUCCGCGACCGUGGUCUGGUGGCCCUGGACUGGGCGGGCAGCACACCCUCGGCACAGCCGGCCAAUCCGGACGAGGUGCUGCUCAUCGUGCUCGUGCUGCCCGACCUGGGCCGAGACCCGUGCAGCGUGGGCGACACCUGCCGGGCCAUCUUGGCGCGGGGCAUGAGGGCUGUGGUGCUCACGCAGCGGGGACACGCCGGUUGCCCGCUCACCACGCCGAGGCUGCAGGCGUAUGGCGACCCCGGAGACCUACGGCAAGCGGUGCGCUUCCUGCGCGCCCAUUACGGUCGCUGCCGCGUGGCCGUGCUGGGUAUCGGGACUGGCGCUGACUUGCUGCUUGCCUACCUGGGAGACACCGGCUCCUCGUCGGGUCUACUCGCAGCCGUCGCCAUCUCGCCGCUCUACGAGCCCGAGAAACUGCUCGAACAGUCGCCCUGGCCGAUCGGCGUACUCCGCCGUCGAGCGCUGCAGCGCAUUGUGGCGGAGCACGGCGGCGUCCUCUGCCGGGCCGGCUACUCCUCGAGCUCGGCGGCGUCGGCGGCCGUAGACGUGGAAGGAGCGCUGUCGGCUACCAGCUGGCCGGACGUCGAACAGAAGGUGCUGUGGCCCGCAUGCGGUGCCAGCAGCGCCGCCCAGUAUUGGGAGCGCAACGCGCCGCUGCGCGACGCCGACGACAUCGCGACGCCGCUGCUGUGCGUCUCCAGUGCGGACGACCCCGCGGUACCGGAAUGGGCGCUUCCCAUGGAUAUCUUCCAGAUUGACCCGCAACUCCUGUUGCUGCUCACCGAGCACGGCGGCCACGGUGGUUUCGUGGCGGGCCUUGGCUGUUCAUCGCCGACAGCACCCAGGUCCUGGGCGGACGGCGUAGCACUGGGCUUUAUCGCGGCUACCUUGGACUUCACUAGCCGCGACGGACGGCUACGCAAGUGUGCCACCCGAUGAAACCCGUCAGAAGUAUCCAACGACGUCGCCCGUGCAUGAACGCUCUGUUGCCAGGAGUCAACGCCGACCUUGUGGCCCAGGACGUUUUGCCGCGAGCACAGACAUUGCCUCGUCAAUCGUACACGAGCACGCGUGACCAGGACGUUUCCCUACACCGCACAAUGACGAUAGCUGAGAUUAGGGCGGUGUGAACGUUUCCUCGUCGGAAUUCAGGGGAAUCCCGCUGAGAAUCUCAAAAAAUUCGAUGGGGCGCCCCUGUGGAGCUUGGUGAUGAACUCCUUGAGUGUUCAUGCGAAUGUCUCACUAACUAUUUUACGGUGUUAAAGAAUUCCGAAUCCUCAUAACUUGGGCAUGAAGCUUGUGAGAAGUUUGAUGCAGGGAACAGCGUGGAAAGAAAAAACGAAGACGAAGCAGAGGAACGAACAACCCUUACAAAAUAUAUUUAGACAGUCUAUAGGCCGUCUAAAGAUGGGUUAGACAGUCUAUAGACUGUGUAAAUUGAUUUUUGUAAGGGUUAAUACACAACAUGCUUCUGCUUCAUCUUUCGCGCGGUUCCCUGGAGCAAGAUGCUCAAACAACUAGCCAACAAGUUCGCAUCGUGAGAAGACUGUUGCGAAGGUCCACAAUCUUUUGGUGUUGCCGCGCGGAGCACCCCAGUGUGUCGUACAUUACUUACGGAGCUGAUGGCUGUCGGUAAGCUUAUUUUUGAACUCUCCUACCAUGACACGGGAGCAGGAACCAUCGGUAUCCACAUCAGCCCAUUCGCAUAGCUUUGAAGCUUUGUUAUUGAAGCGCACUGCUGUACAGACAUGACAUCUGUGGUUUCGCGCAUUGUUUGUUGCUUGUUCACGCAAAUUUCACAGCUCCGCAGUCAAUGCAUUGACGAUUCAUGUAUUCGUCCAUUAUAGUGGAAACUGCAGUUUUUUCCCUCCGUUUUUUUUUUUGCCUCCAAACAAACACUUUGCUUGUUCUCGCUGAGCGGAGCUUGUACUUGUUAUUGUUAAUAUUAAAAAAAAGCACUGUUACCAUUGCAAAGGAUAUACAAGACGAGAGCUAUCACCUUGCUUGUUUUUUUAGUUUAUUGUUAUUUUUAUCUACAAGUAUCUAAUAGUCCUUGAAGAAGGCAUUGGGUAAGGCAGGGCCGUAAGUAAGGGGUGGGGGGGGGGGGUUGUUGAGGGGGUUCUGACAUCACCCGAAAUUUUUUUCAUUCUUUAACUUUUCGGGUGAUAGUCAAAUAUUUGCAUGCCUUCACAGCAACCACGAGUUGCAAAAGUUGGCCGUUCUACACAGAAACACCCCCCGAAAAAAAUUCCUGGGUAUGGCCCUGGGGUAAGGGAGGAGGUGUGGUUAUACAGUCGUAAAAUGUCCUAGCUUCGCUCUUGAAUAACUGAUGAUCUCGUGGUAUAAGGAGCGUGCGUAACGGGUAACCAGGACCCUAUGUUAAAAUUGUGGUCGGACAACCAAAUUUUUAACAUAUGGUCCUGUUUACCCGUUACCAUAACAAUAAUCUUAAAUUUCGAUGUCUUCAAUUUAAAACUGCGAAAUUCUACCCACCAUAGGAGAGAAAGCUAACAGCACAGACUUCACUGAACGGUGCUUAUUCCGAUUUUUGUGGCACUCGGUAACAAGUAAACGCUUUUUGAAGGCGUGGGACUCUGCGCUUGAAAUGAGAUCAAUGAAACAGUUGCUCACUUAGUCCUGCGGAGCUUUUUGUGAGCUCAGCCUUUGUCAAAUGUCUUCAAAUAACUGUUCCGUGUGAUCAGCCUAACAGUAAGCACGUUCAAACCUGUAAGUAUGUUUGCGCUUCUCGCCGCGGAGCUGGUCGACACUGCUUGACGGGAGCACCGUAUUGGGAGCGAGUACACGAGAAGUUACAGUAUCCAAAUACCGUGCAUCGUAACUAAAACUCUUAACACCCUUGAAUCUGGCUGCUUUGAAGGAGACAAGGCCACUUGUCGAAACACUGACUCCAGCGACACCUCCUGUUGAAGGAUAUUAGCUUCCCUUGAGCUUCUGCCUCGUUUGGCUUGCUACCCUGAAAGACACGGUAAACAAUUAUGCGGGAACCAGCGGAAGAA
Messenger RNA from Rhipicephalus sanguineus (brown dog tick), 5349 nucleotides. RefSeq names its product protein ABHD15. Bases 2015 to 3271 code for a protein of 418 amino acids. The record is from RefSeq and is a predicted model, not a curated record. The transcript has 6 exons. Gene Ontology annotation, molecular function: monoacylglycerol lipase activity; short-chain carboxylesterase activity. NCBI's taxonomy places the organism in Eukaryota, Metazoa, Arthropoda, Arachnida, Ixodida, Ixodidae.